Molecule: messenger RNA, 1128 nt
Organism: Drepanopeziza brunnea f. sp. 'multigermtubi' MB_m1
Lineage: Eukaryota; Fungi; Ascomycota; Leotiomycetes; Helotiales; Drepanopezizaceae
Biological process (GO): NADPH regeneration
Cellular component (GO): cytoplasm
Molecular function (GO): oxidoreductase activity; nucleotide binding
Source: RefSeq, a predicted model, not a curated record
AUGAAUUCCAGUAGCACCAAAGUCCGAGUUGGACUCAUCGGGUGCGGUGAAGUUGCUCAAGUCGUCCAUAUUCCAACCCUGAGCUUCUUAUCAGACCAUUUCCGCAUUACCUACCUCUGCGAUGUAUCCACCGGUGCUCUCGAGCAUUGCCAGGGCAAGAUUCUCGGCCGCAUGCCGCCCAAGACGACCAAAAACGCAAGCGAGCUGUGCUCUUCCGAAGACGUUGAUGUUGUCUUCGUGCUCAGCAGCGACGAGUACCACAGCGAGCAAGCGAUUCUUGCCUUGCAGCACGACAAGUGCGUCUUUGUCGAGAAACCUCUCGCGCUGAAUCUCCGCGACAUGGAUCGCAUUCGGGCGGCGGAGGGGAGCUCGAGGGGCAGGCUUAUGGUUGGGUACAUGCGGAGAUACGCCCCAGCCUUUGAAGCCGCCGUCCAAGAGAUCGGAGGCAUUGAGAAGAUCCUGUAUGCGAGAGUCCGAGAUAUCAUUGGGCCCAAUAGCGUAUUUGUUGGCCAGUCCGGCACAUUUCCCAAAUCGUUCGACGAUUAUGAGGAACGGGAUGUCUUGGACCGCAAGGAGAGAGCCACAAGACUCGUGCAUCAGGCUCUAGAGGUCGAAUGCAGUGUUCCAGUCGACGAUUCCUCAACUAUGAUGUGGCGAGUUCUCAGUGGUCUCGGCACGCACGAUAUAUCAGCCAUGAGAGAAGCUCUAGGCAUGCCUCAGUCAGUGCUGGGUGUUUAUUCCGGGGUGCCAUUUUGGAGCGUGAUCUUUCAAUACCCCGGCUUCGCGGUGAGCUAUGAGUCUGGGCUCCAUUCUGUGCCUCACUUUGACGCACACAUCGAAGUAUACGGAAAAGACAAGAUAGUUCGCAUCCAGUACGAUACACCUUAUGUGAAAGGUCUUCCUAUUACCCUUCGUGUAUUGAAGAGCGUAAAUGGUUCGCUCAAGGAGACAACGGUUCGGCAAACAUACGAGGACGCUUACACAAUUGAGUUGAAGAAGGUUUACGAGUGGGUAAAGCUGGGAAAACCGGUCAAGACGACCAUCGAAGAUGCCAGGCUUGAUACCGAGAUCCUACAGAUGAUUAUGAGAGCGGACCGUGGUGGGAACGCGACUCCUGAUGCCUCUUAA